GAAUUUUUUGUCCUUACCGUUUCCCUUCUGCAGACAAAUUUUCCCUUAUAAAUAACAAAGACAACUCAUUAUUUUGGAUGCAAAAGCACGUUUUGGUAGCGAGCUUUUUUCAGUAGAAUUAAGUUGUAAUGGCUGAACUCGCUAAAGAGCGUACACUAGAGGAAACACCGACAUGGGCUGUUGCUGUGGUCUGUUUUGUGUUGCUUGCAGUUUCAAUCUUCAUUGAACAUACGAUCCACCUCAUAGGAAAGUGGUUAGCAAGGAAACACAAGAGAGCUCUAGUUGAAGCACUUGAGAAGAUCAAAUCUGAGCUUAUGCUGUUGGGAUUUUUAUCCUUGCUCCUAACUGUGCUGCAAGGACCAAUCUCUGAGAUAUGCAUAUCAAAAAGUAUUGGAGCCACUUGGCAUCCCUGCAAAUAUAAUAAGUCAUCAAAAUCUGGAAAGAAUGGUAGGAAACUUCUUGAGUUCUUCAAUCCCAGGCGCAGAUUAGCAGUAAAAGGAUAUGAUUACUGCACAGAGAAGGGAAAAGUAGCCUUUGUGUCUUCAUAUGGGAUUCACCAACUCCAUAUUUUUAUCUUUGUGUUAGCAGUUUUUCAUGUGCUCUACUGCAUCCUUACCUUGGGUUUGGGAAGAUACAAGAUGAGAACAUGGAAGGUUUGGGAGAAAGAGACAAAAUCAAUUGAAUACCGCCAGUUCUAUAAUGAUCCAGAAAGGUUUAGGUUUGCAAGGGAUACAUCAUUUGGACAAAGACAUUUGAACUUCUGGAGCAAGUCACCAGUCUCCCUCUGUAUUGUCUCUUUCUUUAGACAAUUUUUCCACUCAGUUACAAAGGUUGAUUACUUAACUCUGAGGCAUGGAUUUAUCAUGGCACAUUUGGCACCAGGAAGUGAGUCAACAUUUGAUUUUCAGAAGUACAUAAACAGAUCAGUUGAAGAGGAUUUCAAAGUUAUUGUGGGGAUCAGUCCAAUUAUAUGGUUCUCUGCAGUGCUGUUCUUGCUGUCCAACACUUAUGGAUGGUAUUCUUAUAUUUGGCUACCAACCAUCCCUUUAAUUAUAGUCCUAACGGUUGGAACCAAACUACAAGUGAUUAUAACAAAGAUGGGGCUGAGGAUUCAGGAGAGAGGGGAUGUGGUAAAGGGUGCACCUCUUGUUCAACCCAGCGAUCACCUCUUUUGGUUCGGAAGCCCCCGCUUCAUGCUCUAUCUCCUCCACUUUGUUCUCUUUCAGAAUGCAUUUCAAAUGGCCUUCUUUGCAUGGAGUACAUAUGAGUUUGGGAUAACUUCUUGCUUCCACCGGAGCACUGAAGACAUUGUCGUCAGGCUCUCAUUCGGGGUCAUUGUACAAGUUUUAUGCAGUUAUGUGACUCUGCCUCUCUAUGCUCUAGUAACUCAGAUGGGUUCGACCAUGAAACCUACCGUUUUCAAUGAGGGAGUGGCAGCAGCACUGAAAGAUUGGCACCACAAAGCCAAAAAGAACACAAAUCACAGCCACCAUUCACCUUCAACCACCCCAUUCUCAAGCAUGCCGCCAAGUCCCACGCGCGGCACGUCCCCAGUUCAUCUGCUGCACAACCACAACUACCGCAGCAAUGACGAUGAAUUUUACGUAUCUCCGAGGCGAUCAAACCUUGAAAUGGGUCAUUGGGGCACUGAAGGGUCCUCACAUUCACCAAACAACAAUGUUGGAGCUAGUGACGGGGAUGAGAUUAGGCAAAAGACCAACGUUAGGGAUCUGGAUCAAGAGCCUGGCUCAACGGAAUUGCCUCGAUCUCCUCUUCCAGUUCGUCGUACCCAGUCUCAGCAUGAAGUUGCCAUUAGUUCAUCUGAUAUUUCAUUUGGAAAAGGCAACUGAACAAGUAGAUGUAGUUGGAUCAUAGAACAUGCUGCUAACCUCUUAUUUCUCUCUUUUUUUCCUUCCUAUUUUGGUACACUAUAUUUGGUUGAGCAUUGCAGCAGUAUAUAGUGGCUAGGAGUAGGAUGUUUCCAUUCAAUUGUAUUGUACGUAGAAAAGUUUACUGCAGAUGCAUAUGAUGGUAAUGUGAAAUUUUUGCUCUUUCAGGCAUCACACAUUGUACUUUA
Messenger RNA from Malus domestica (apple), 2077 nucleotides. Its product is annotated as MLO-like protein 6. Gene Ontology annotation, cellular component: membrane. Gene Ontology annotation, biological process: defense response. The record is from RefSeq and is a predicted model, not a curated record. Lineage: Eukaryota; Viridiplantae; Streptophyta; Magnoliopsida; Rosales; Rosaceae.